UAGUUCAAUUUUCCUAAAUCUUCUUUCAAUCUUUAGUUUGUUGACAGCAAGUCAGCCCAAAUGAGAGCAGAUAAGCAUCGUCAAGAAAUGAUGCAGCGAAGGGUACUGCACCGUUUUGUCAUGAUGGCCAAGAAAACAAUGCCUGGCAGAACUGAUCAACUUGAUGGGGAAGAUAAAGCUGCACAAGAAAUUCAUGUCCAGAAGAAGUACUUCAAAGCUUGGCGUCUUGGAGCUGGCAUGGAUAAAAAGCAGCCAACAGAGACAGACCCUAUUAUGCCUAAAGAUGACAAAGAGGAACUUAUUCACAAAGAUUCUUUUGAAAUUGAGGAAGAAGAGGAAGAAGAGGAAAGCACAACUUAUUUGGCCAUUAAGUGUGUCAGCCUCCUUGUUAUUGGAGUUGGUUUGGUGACAGUAUUUGCUGAUCCAAUGUGUGAUGUGCUUGAUUCCCUUACAAAUAAAUACAACAAGUCAUUUAUUCCUGUUUCAUCUUUCUAUGUGUCAUUUGUGGUGACUCCACUGUGCUCAAAUGCUUCAGAACUUGUGUCUUCUUUAAUUUUUGCCUCCAAGAAGAAGAAGGAGAAUGUUUCCAUGACCUUUGCACAGCUGUAUGGUGCUGGAACCAUGAACAACACUCUGUGUCUUGGCAUUUUUGCUGCUCUUGUGUACUUCAGGGAGUUGAAGUGGUACUACUCUGCAGAGGUGACUGUGAUAAUCUUUGUGCAGUGGGUCGUUGGAAUUGUUGGCUUCCGUCUGACAUACAAGGUAAGCUUCACCCCACUAUCUAGAGAAUACCCCUACUUGAUCUUGUUUGUUUUUGGGAAAGGGGAAAACAGUGAUUUGUAACAAAUCAACAUUCAC
This is a messenger RNA of Stylophora pistillata, 858 nucleotides long. RefSeq lists its product as uncharacterized. Lineage: Eukaryota; Metazoa; Cnidaria; Anthozoa; Scleractinia; Pocilloporidae. Gene Ontology annotation, molecular function: calcium:proton antiporter activity. Gene Ontology annotation, biological process: intracellular calcium ion homeostasis; calcium ion transmembrane transport. The record is from RefSeq and is a predicted model, not a curated record. Gene Ontology annotation, cellular component: membrane.